GUUCAGAAAGCUGCCAGGUUUCAAGAGUAUCCCUUCAGGGCAAAGCUAUUGUCUGUAAGACAAAUAAUAUACCUACUGCAGACGACGGAAAUGAACUUCAGCAUAGCUUUAGAACUACAACCAUAAGGUAGAGCAGGAGAGAAGAAAGGAAGGAGAAAAAGAGCUACUGCAAACCAUGGAAAGCUUUGGAAUGAAGGAUGGUGGGCAAAGCAAGAAGGCAAAAGCCACCUUUGGGCUCAUACGCAGGGGAAAUGCUUCUGAUAUGGAGAAGAUGAAGCCCCAUUUCUUCAGGGUCAUGCUUGAGUUCAUGCUGCAGGAUUCCAAAAUAAUUGUUGCUUUGGAUCAGUACAUUCCGACCGAGUUUGUGAAGAGAUAUAGAUCCAGGCUAGGCAGUUCUGCAACAUUGAAGGUUGAUAAUGGUGAUACAUGGGAAGUAGAGCUGGUUACUGAUGAUGAUGGGAUGGUUUGGUUGGUCAAGGGCUGGGAAGACUUCAGAAUGCACCAUUCUUUGAAGCAAGGUGAUAUUCUGGUGUUUCGGCUAGAGCAGAACAGCUUAUUUCACGUCAUGGUGUUCGAACCGACUGCCAGUGAGAAGAACUAUCGCCACAAGGAUCUGAAAGGCCAUGGAAAGCUGUUGAAUGAGAUCAAAGUUGAGGACGAAUUUGAUGUGGAGAAGGAGACAGGAAAACUCAAGGAAGUGAAAACCAAGAAGAGUGGUGGAGAAGGGAAGAGAAAGGUGAAAUUGGCUGCUACACUUGAGACACCAAACCAUCAACUGGAGAUAAAAACAGAAGGAAGAGAGAAGAAGGGGAAGGAGAAGAAGAGCAACAACAGCAUGGAAAGCUCUGGAAGGGAGGAUGGUAGCCAGAACAAGAAGACAACCUCCUUUGGCUUAAUACGCAGGGGAAAUGCUUCGUAUAUGGAGAAGAUGAGGCCCCAUUUCUUCAGGGUCAUGCUUGAUUUCAUGCUUCAAGAUGCCAAAAUUUACAUUCCCACCGAGUUUGUGAAGAGAUAUAGAUCAAGGCUUGGGAGUUCUGCAACACUGAAAGUGGCUAACGGCGAGACAUGGGAAGUAGAGCUGGCUACUGAUGAUGACGGGCUGAUAUGGUUGCUCAAGGGCUGGGAUGACUUCACGAAGCACCAUUCUUUGAGGCAAGGUGAUAUUGUGGUUUUCCGGCUUGAGCAAGACAGCUCGUUUUGUGUAAUGGUGUUCGAUCCCACUGCGAGUGAGAAGAAGUACAAUGUCAAGGAUGCGAACGACCUUGUAAGGAUGCUCAAGGAGGUCAAAAUUGAGGAGGGAAUUGAUGCAGAGAAAGAGAAAGGUUGUGGGGAGGGUCAGGAGAGGGUUGGAACUGGAAGAAUGGAGGAGGUUGAAGAGCGGCUCAAGCAAGUGAAGGACAAGAAGAGUGAUGGAGAAGAGAACAGAAAGGGGACAUUGGCUUCUCCACUUGAGAUCCCAAACCAUCCAUUGGAAACAAAAGUGACAGGAAUACCUGAACCAAGGAGGGGCAAUGCCUCUACAAGCUCAAAGAAUCCAAACUUUUCCAUCACCAUAACUGAAGGUCACAUGAAGCAUCGUUACAUUGGCUCAUUCGCUGGCGGUUGGGCCGCAUUCUCCAGGGACAACUCUCUGAAACCAGGGGAUGUUUGCCGGUUUGAGCUCAUCUCCGAUGGCCUAAUGGAAGUAACUAUUCAGCACAAUUAG
Messenger RNA from Linum tenue, 1705 nucleotides. The record is from the annotation of a GenBank genome assembly. Lineage: Eukaryota; Viridiplantae; Streptophyta; Magnoliopsida; Malpighiales; Linaceae.